Messenger RNA from Fusarium proliferatum ET1, 738 nucleotides. RefSeq lists its product as uncharacterized. Gene Ontology annotation, biological process: proteolysis. Gene Ontology annotation, molecular function: calcium-dependent cysteine-type endopeptidase activity. The coding region runs from base 1 to 738 and encodes 245 amino acids. Gene Ontology annotation, cellular component: cytoplasm. NCBI's taxonomy places the organism in Eukaryota, Fungi, Ascomycota, Sordariomycetes, Hypocreales, Nectriaceae. The transcript has 4 exons. The record is from RefSeq and is a predicted model, not a curated record.
AUGAAUUCCUCUUUGGCACUUCUACUGGUCUACUCGAGCACGGUUACGGCACAUACUCUAGAAUCUGGACAGCGCUUGGUCAAGCUUCGCAAGUAUUGGGGUAAGGUCCGCAAGGGUAUCUGGGAGGGAGUUUGGAGUGAUGGGUCCAAGGAGUGGAUUACUGGAGUGCAGGAGGAGAUGGAUCACAAUUUUGGCAGCGACUCUGUUUUCUGGAUUUCUUACGAGGAUCUUAUUCGAAUAUACUCUCACUUCGACUUUCUUUCACAGUUUGAUGGUCGAUAUUUCAGGGGUCUCCACGCACAGUACUCCUUCCGUCUUCACUUCCGGCUUCACUGCGAAGACUGCCUAGAUGCGGAGCACUGCAUUAUACGCGCUCACGGUAACUAUCUCAUGGAGUGUUCAGUGUCUGUUGAACUGCCUGACCUCCUUGCUUGUAACUAUGCUGUCUACCUCAAGGCCACUGACGAAAGAGACUCCAGGGUUCAGUCUGUUGAGACCACAUACAACAACGCGGACAAGAGAAAGCAACGUCGCGCAGAGUGGGAGGUUGAGCAGAAGCGCCUUAAUAAGGAGUUCAACGCCAAGGUCAAGGCUGAGGACGAGAAGGCUGCUGAGGCUAAGAAUAGGGCUCAAGAGGCUGAUGACAAGGCUUUGAGCAAAAGAACUAAGGAGAUCAAGAUUUCAGAGGACAAGGAUGAGCCUGUUGUUGAUGAGCACCGCAAAGGACAUGGCGGUUAG